GUUAAAACAGCAAAACAGAUAUCAUAGUUAACCAACAAAACUGAAAAUGGCGCUACAAAUCCACUCGCCCUCAUCUUCUUCUCUCUUCAAAAAACCCUCUCAUCUUCUGCUUCUCUCACCAUUGACAAAACCCACCAAACUCAAAGUCAUAGCCCAGACCUCCACAAAUAACCCAACCCCACCGGAGAAAAAACCCUCCACAGUCUCACCUGGUCAAGGGUUUGGCUCACAAUCAGCAGCAGCAGCUACUACAAGCAAGACAACCAGUGGAAGCGAGAGUAAAAAUAAACCAAAGGGUAAUAGAAGAGAGAGAGCAUCAAUAAUUAGAAGGGCUCCAGCUGAGAAACCAGCUUUUAUAAGCCAAGAAAAUGAGGUUAAAGUUAAAGAACAGGGUAGAAAUGAGACUGCUUUUCUUCUUGCUUGGUUAGGACUUGGUGGGAUCAUUCUUGUUGAGGGCAUUCUGCUUGCUGCUUCAGGCUUCCUACCAGAAGAAUGGGAUAAAUUUUUUGUGAAGUAUCUAUACCCAUCUUUCACCCCUACAGUUGGCUUGUUUGUCGCUGGAACUGUUGCGUAUGGAGUUUCGAAGUACCUGCAGAAUGAGAAUCUUAAAGACCUAAAAUGAUUUUGGGAAUACAAACUAAUAUCUCCAUAUUGUAUGAGGAGCAAUCUACCUAUUAUGGGUGAUUGUUAUAUGUUGUUUCUUUAGGCUGUAUUUUGACGUAUUUUAAUGAGUUGAUGAAGAUACAUCGAAUAAGAUAAAAUUUUAUCUUUCUGCAA
Messenger RNA from Populus nigra (black poplar), 777 nucleotides. Its product is annotated as protein LPA2. Gene Ontology annotation, cellular component: chloroplast. NCBI's taxonomy places the organism in Eukaryota, Viridiplantae, Streptophyta, Magnoliopsida, Malpighiales, Salicaceae. The record is from RefSeq and is a predicted model, not a curated record. Bases 47 to 622 code for a protein of 191 amino acids. The transcript is spliced from 2 exons.